Molecule: messenger RNA, 2280 nt
Organism: Phytophthora sojae
Lineage: Eukaryota; Oomycota; Peronosporomycetes; Peronosporales; Peronosporaceae
Exons: 3
Molecular function (GO): zinc ion binding; nucleic acid binding
Source: RefSeq, a predicted model, not a curated record
GAACUCGCUGAGUACGAACCGUCCUACUACACGGACUACGUGAAGGAAGAACCUGAAGAAGUGCAGCAGCAGAGGACCCCGAGUGGCUUCAUCCCGAUGUACACUGGAACCGAGAAGCGUCUGCCUGGAGGUCCUGUAUUUGGCUGGAGCGUCGGUGCCCAGCAAGGAGGCUACGGCGGCUGGGGAACGGUGCCGAAGCCCACGGUGAAGAUGGGACGGAAGGUGAAAGUGGAGCCUACAGCGAAGUCCCAACCUACGAGACCGGUGAAGACCCACUCGACGGGACCGGUGAAGACAGUCGUGCACUACAAAGCACCUGUCAGAACUGCGGUCCGAUUCCACAACCUGUUCCUCAGCCGAACGGCUGACCAGCUCUGGGAACGGUUGCAGUCCGCUCACCGUGAGCGUGGCGAAUCCGUUGAGGAGUGGGGUGACCGUGUGACGGACCUCUGUGACUCGUUAGACUAUCCGAACAGGAAGAUGAGAUAUCAGCUGUCCCGUCGCGGACUCCGAAACAAGCGCAUAUUGGCAUGUCUCGACUCGGGACCGGCGCGCGACAUUCCGGAGGCCUGCGAAUGGCUAUUGGCCAAGGAGAUGUCACGUCCCAUUGAAGAAGACGACGAGCUCUCGGACGAGACGAAGAAGUCGAGCGGGAGCGAUGCCUCACCCGCGAACGAUCCGAUGGCGGCUGUGGGCGUGCUUGCGGAGAAGAUGACGACGUUCAUGACACAGCAACAGCAGUGGCAGCAGCAGAUGAUGCAGAACCGCUGGCAGCCUCCGCGCUCGCCGCGGAACCGCAUGCCCAACGUUUCGGCUACGACUUCGAAUCCUGGCGUUGGAAUGAACGGUCAAGGUCCUCGUGGGAACGGUCGACCGGUCCGAGGAAUCCGUAUGGGAGCUGACAGUCGGACGCAAGAGGGAGCGCCUGUGUGUGGCCGGUGUGGCUACGUGGGUCACUCGCGAGAGACCCGCCGCCACCAGUCCAUGACGUGCCACAACUGCGGCGUUCACGGUCAUAUCGCUGUGGAGUGUGAAGCGGGACCCAACAACUACCAACGCGGCCCGGGAACGGUCGGCCGGAACGGUGGUCGUGGUGUUACCAAGUGCGCGUUCUGCGAGGAAGAAGGUCACCUUAUUGUAAAUGGCUCGAGUGGUGGUGAUCGCGACCGUGAAGCUGAAGGCGGGACGGUGACCACCGUUGAUGUUUGUGUGAAUGCAUCGAGGAAGCAGACCGAACCGGUGUCUACCCUGCGUGGAGCUUCAUGUGCUGAAAAGAAAAACAAGAAAAAGAAAGUCGGGUUCAAGAUCGUGGGGACGGAUGAAGAAGGAGAAGGAUUGGUUGCGGACGUCGAAGCCAAGGAAGUCGAAGUGGUCUACGAAGAUCUGGUCGCUGCGAGUCCAGAACGGUGUGAUGAGGUUGGGAACGGUGGGGAGACAACGGUCACGGGGCUGUCUGAGGAUUGCACCGUGUCGGAACCUCCUACGGUGACACGUGAAGAACGAAAUGCCGUUGUUGAAGUGACGCCACCAGAAGAGGUGGUGGCAUGGAAAGAUGAAGAAUACGAUGUGUCGGACUGCUUGUUCGCGGCUUGGACGGAUGAAGAGACCGUUCUUGCUGAGAGCAAGGGAGUGAACGGUACGGUCGAGGCCAGGACGGUCGAAACCAAAACGGUUGAGGCCAAGGAAUCCUCGAAGUACGACCGUUGGUUUACGGAUGAAGAACUGGAUCCUAUGGAUGACUGUGAGCCCGGGCUGGAGACGUCUGUUCUCGCUGGAACAGAUGUCGCCGCCGAGCCAGAAGAGUACGACAAGGAGCUUGAAGACCGGUUGUAUCCGCUGGACGAGGUCGAGUUGCUGAAGCGUGUCGAGCAGAACGCUAAAGCUCAGACCGAACCGUCUGCGGAAGAGCUGGCUCGCUUCUUGGGUAUCUCUCUGGAGGCCUUGGAGCGGACGCGCCAAGCUGCCUCCGACUACAUUGGAACGCCUGAGUACUGGCAAGAUUGGUACGGUGAUAUGCUGGAGAAGUCGGAGGAAGCCAAGCGUGCGAACCGAGACUUCCGGACUCCGGUGGCGAAUGUCGUCUAUGGUGAACAAGCCGCGCCAAGUGGAACGGUGAGGAAGGCCUUGGAGCGGUCAGGCGUCGGUAAUGAUACCCGCAGCUCUGAUGUCUCCUCCGAACGGUCGGAUUCUGAAAAUGAAACGGUCACAAGCGUGGUUAACACGGUCGUCGAGUCUUUCGUGUGCGAGAAUGGCUUGCGCCCUGCCGAUGAUCCGGGAUGA